GGGGGGGAGAUGGAAGAAGGUGAUAAGGGCCCUGUUUGUGUGACAGGUGGAACAGGGUAUGUUGCAUCAUGGUUGAUCAUGAAGCUGCUUGAUCACGGUUACAGAGUCAGAACCACAGUUAGAUCUUGCCCAGACAACAACAAAGACCUUAGCUUCCUCACAAACCUACCAGGAGCAUCAGAAAAGCUUCAAAUAUUCAGUGCAGACCUUGAGCAGCCAGAGAGUUUUGAGCCAGCUAUUGAAGGCUGCAUUGGAGUCUUCCACGUAGCUCACCCCAUUUAUCACAAAGAACCAGAAGAGUUCAUGACUAAAAGAGCAGUCCGCGGAACCCUUGGAAUUUUGAAGACUUGCCUUAAGUCGAAGACAGUGAAAAGAGUUCUGUACACUUCUAGUGCAUCCACCAUUGUGUUCAGGGACAAGGGAUCAGAUGUUUUGGAUGAAAGCUAUUGGAGCGACAUAGAUUACAUGAAAUCCUUAAAUUUCAAUGAAGUUUCAUAUAUGAUUUCCAAGGUUAAAACUGAGAGGGCUGCCUCAGAGUUUGCUGAGAAACAUGGAAUGGAUCUUGUCACUGUAAUUCCCACCUUCAUCAAUGGACCCUUCAUUUGCCCUAAUUUGCCCAGUUCACUACACGCUUCAAUGGCGCUAAUCUUCGGCAACAAAGAUCAAUAUAACCUGCUUUCCAAAGUACAGAUGGUGCAUGUAGAUGAUGUGGUCAAGGCACAUAUCUUCCUUUUCGAGUGUCCUGAUGCAAAAGGAAGGUUCAUUUGUUCAAGAAUUACCAUAACAAUAGAUCAGAUGGCUGAAUUUCUAUCAGGCAGAUAUCCAGAAUAUCUCAUACCAACACCUGAUUCUUUGAAAGAAAUUGAAAGGCUCACAUGUGCUGAGGUCGCAUCAAAGAAGCUCCUAGAGAUGGGGUUCAAGUAUAAGUAUGGCCUAGAAGAAAUGUACGACGAUGCAAUUCGAUGCUGCAAGGAGAAGGGUUUUCUUUAGGGCAUUAUCCAUGGCACUCAGUUCUUCUUGAAAUAUGAAUAGGAUCUGCAUUGUUGCUGCAAAGUGCAAACUAAGAAUAGUUGAUCUCUUUGGGUUAUGUCUUUUAUCUUUGUGAAAGUAAAAAAAUAAAAGAAAUGCUUUAAUAAAUAGAUAAAAAUGUAUGUACAAAUUUUUGUAUGGAAGUUCUCUUUGAAUAUAGUUUUCACAGAAUAAUGUAAGAUUUUUGUCA
This is a messenger RNA of Diospyros lotus (date-plum), 1219 nucleotides long. RefSeq names its product vestitone reductase-like. The record is from RefSeq and is a predicted model, not a curated record. Gene Ontology annotation, molecular function: oxidoreductase activity, acting on the CH-OH group of donors, NAD or NADP as acceptor. The transcript has 4 exons. The coding region runs from base 10 to 990 and encodes 326 amino acids. NCBI's taxonomy places the organism in Eukaryota, Viridiplantae, Streptophyta, Magnoliopsida, Ericales, Ebenaceae.